AUGAACCCCAGUUUCAUUUUCCUGUGCCUGGUGUGUUCUCUCCUGACCACAUGCCGGUCACACGGGGCAAAGGAACACAAGCCUAACAUCGUGCUCAUAAUGGUCGACGAUUUGGGGAUCGGAGAUCUGGGUUGCUAUGGGAACGACACCAUCCGGACCCCACACAUCGACGGCUUAGCCCGGGAGGGUGUCCGCCUCACCCAGCACAUCUCUGCAGCUCCCUUGUGCAGCCCCAGCCGAGCCGCUUUCCUGACGGGAAGGUACCCCAUCCGCUCAGGUAUGGUUUCUAAUGGCAAUAACCGUGUCAUCCAAAGCCUUGGGGUCCCCAGCGGACUCCCUCCUAAUGAAACGACAUUUGCAGCCUUACUCAAGAGACAAGGGUACAGCACAGCGCUCAUAGGCAAAUGGCAUCAAGGUCUAAACUGCCGAUCUCGAAGUGACCACUGCCACCAUCCGUAUAAUUAUGGGUUUGAUUACUAUUACGGCAUGCCAUUCACUCUGACUAAUCCUUGCUGGCCAGACCCCUCCCGUGACACAGAAUUAGCCAUUGGGCACUGGCUGUGGCUCUGUGUGCAGCUGGUCAUCAUUGCCACACUCACCCUCACCCUUGGGAAGCUGGCCAGCCGAGUGUCUGUCCCCUGGUCCCUCAUCGUCACCCUAACGCUGUUUGUGCUCUUGCUGGCAUGCGCGUGGUUCUACAGCUACCAAUCCCCUUUGUAUUGGAACUGCCUUCUCAUGAGGGAGCAGAACAUCAUGGAGCAGCCCAUGAAGGCCGAGAGAGCUGGGUCCAUCAUGGUGAAAGAGGCCGUUUCAUUUUUAGAAAGGCACAAGGAAGGCCCUUUCCUGCUUUUUUUCUCUUUUCUUCACGUACAUGAACCUCUUCCCACCACAGAUGAGUUCAUUGGCACCAGCAAGCACGGCUUGUAUGGAGACAAUGUGGAGGAGAUGGACUCCAUGGUGGGCAAGAUCCUUGGUGCUAUUGAUGAUUUGGGUCUGAGGAACCACACUCUUGUCUACUUUACGUCAGACCAUGGCGGCCAUCUGGAGGCUAGGCGAGGUCACGCCCAACUUGGAGGAUGGAAUGGAGUUUACAAAGGAGGAAAAGGCAUGGGAGGCUGGGAAGGUGGUAUCCGAGUCCCAGGAAUUGUUCGAUGGCCGGGAAAGGUACCAGGUGGACGUUCCAUUGAGGAACCUACAAGUCUGAUGGACGUUUUCCCAGCACUGGCCUCCGUGUCUGGAGCAACCCUCCCCCAGGACAGAGUGAUUGACGGCCGAGACCUCAUGCCCUUGCUGCGGGGAGACAUCCAGCAUUCAGAGCAUGAGUUUCUGUUUCACUAUUGUGGAUCAUUUCUGCACGCCGUGAGGUGGCACCCCAGGGAGCAUGGUGAGUCUGGGGCAGUUUGGAAGGUGCAUUACGUCACUCCGAUAUUUCAGCCACCAGGCGCCGGGGCUUGCUACAAGACCCUAUUCUGUGGGUGUUCCGGAGACGAGGUCACCACCCACGACCCCCCUCUACUGUUUGAUCUGUCCAGGGAUCCGUCCGAGUCCACACCCCUGACCCCUGACACAGAGCCCCUGCAUGAUUUAGUGAUUAAAACGGUAGCUGCUGCCCUCAGAGAGCACCAGGCCGGCAUCAUUCCCGUCCAGCAGCAGCUGUCCCAGUUGAACAAGGACCAGAUAUGGCUGAGGCCGUGCUGUGGGGUGUUCCCGUUUUGUCUGUGUGACAAGGAGGAGCUGAAAGCCCCCAUUCCUCAGUAA
Otolemur garnettii (small-eared galago) is the source of this 1758-nucleotide messenger RNA. RefSeq names its product arylsulfatase F (gene ARSF). The transcript has 10 exons. Gene Ontology annotation, molecular function: arylsulfatase activity. Bases 1 to 1758 code for a protein of 585 amino acids. Lineage: Eukaryota; Metazoa; Chordata; Mammalia; Primates; Galagidae. The record is from RefSeq and is a predicted model, not a curated record.